AUGUCCAAAUCAAGCAUACCCAGCGUGAACGACCUGCCCUCGGCAGACGAGUUGAAGAAGGAUGCUGUCGUCGCAACAAAGCAGACGUUUGCGAGUUUGCGCUCGCUAGUGUCUGGAGGUGCCGGUGGUGUUUGCGCGGUCGUGGUUGGACACCCCUUUGAUCUGGUCAAGGUGCGCCUACAGACCGCUCAGGCCGGUGUCUACAGCGGCGCAAUGGAUGUUGUGAGGAGGACAAUCGCAAAGGAGGGUCUCGUCAGGGGUCUGUAUGCUGGUGUCUCGGCUCCUCUGGUCGGAGUGACCCCAAUGUUUGCUGUCAGCUUCUGGGGUUACGAUUUGGGCAAGAAGCUCGUCAAGUCGUUCAGCACCGUACACAACGAUCAGUUCACCGUCGGCCAAGUAUGCGCCGCUGGUGCCUUCUCUGCCAUCCCUACCACCGCCAUUACCGCACCUUUCGAGCGUGUAAAGGUCUUGCUGCAAAUCCAGGGUCAAAAGACAUUGGCUCCUGGCGAGAAGCCAAAGUACGCAGGAGGUGUUGAUGUCGUGCGUCAACUCUACAAGGAGGGCGGUGUAAGAUCCGUCUUCAGAGGAAGCGCCAUGACACUCGCCAGAGAUGCCCCUGGAUCAGCAGCAUACUUCGCUACCUACGAGAUUGUCAAGCGCAAGCUCACACCCAAGAACGCAGACGGCACUCCUGGCGAGCUCAGUCUUCUUGCCGUCAUGGCCGCCGGUGGUGCCGCUGGUAUUGCCAUGUGGAUUCCCGUUUUCCCUGUCGACACCAUCAAGAGUCGUCUGCAGUCGGCAGAGGGCAACCCUACCAUCGGAGGCACCGUCAAGGAGCUCUACAGAAGAGGAGGUUACAAGGCAUUCUUCCCUGGUAUCGGUCCCGCCAUGGCUCGUGCUGUUCCCGCCAAUGCUGCCACUUUCCUCGGUGUCGAGUUGGCUCAGAAGGCCAUGACCAGAAUGUUCGAUUAG
Messenger RNA from Aureobasidium subglaciale EXF-2481, 972 nucleotides. RefSeq lists its product as uncharacterized. Bases 1 to 972 code for a protein of 323 amino acids. The record is from RefSeq and is a predicted model, not a curated record. NCBI's taxonomy places the organism in Eukaryota, Fungi, Ascomycota, Dothideomycetes, Dothideales, Saccotheciaceae. Gene Ontology annotation, cellular component: mitochondrial envelope. The transcript is spliced from 4 exons. Gene Ontology annotation, biological process: mitochondrial transport; carnitine transmembrane transport. Gene Ontology annotation, molecular function: O-acyl-L-carnitine transmembrane transporter activity.